CUGCACUCAUAAGAGUUGAUGCAGCAAGGCAAGGCGUGCCGUACUGAGUCGUAGGCUACAUGUGUUAACGGGGAGGGUGUUUUUCUAAAAUAGUUUACAAGAGGGCCGGACUGCACCAUUUGAAAGCCACAGCGUCAGAGCUAUCAUACCCAACAGCUUUUGCUGCUGUUUUCAUUUUUGGCUAUAUUCUGUGUCAUUGACGUCGGCAUCAACUCACACAGGACAGGAGCGAGAUCCGCUAUAGUUUUGAUCAUGGGUGCGACUGAAUCUACGCGGCCGGAGGGUAGCAGCAAGAGCGAGGACGGGGAUACUGUGGCGAAUGAGGAAAGUGCGAACUAUGUCCAGGAUGGCGAGAGUAUUGAUGCGAAGUUACUCCAAAAGAAUGGACAGAUCUCCGGACUGAGUGAAAAAGCAGAGGACAAGACUGAGGAGGUCAAUGUCCUGUGUGAUGACGGAGUCGUUGCAGAGGUUGGUGAGACAAAUUCAUCUAUCGUUUCUCAGAAAGAGGACAUUCCGGAGAUGAUAGAGACUCUCACAGAGGAGGUACCUCCUCUGGAAAACACAGACAGUGAUGGCAAGGAAUCACCGGAUGUAGACGACGAAGAAUCAACAAAUGAGACUGAAACAGAAGUUAAAUUGAAUGAAGUCAAUGAUAGUUUUAAAAAGUUCUUCAGUUCAAUUGGUUUAAAAUUCACAUUGAAAAAAGACUCUGACACAAUACCAGAAGUGAGCCCUAAGAAAGAAGAGGGCGAAGCACGUACUCCCGAAGACAGCAAGGAUACAGAGGAGGCCACUAUAGAUAAUGCUGAGGAGAAUACUGGGCAGAGCACACCUGAGGAUCUGACUGAUGAUACGAUAAAAGAAUGUGUUGGCCAUACACCAGAGCUUGUAGAUGAUACACUAGAAGCAAAUAUUGACGAAGCACCGAACAACGUUGUUGCUGAUUCACCAGUGGAACCGGCUGAUGAUUCUACCUCUCACCCUACGAUGACGGACCUCACAUUUGAAGAGUUCCAUAAUGAAACCACCAAGGAACAGACCACUGAAAUGAUAGAAUCAAAGGAGGAAAUCGGACCUGAAGAAGUGGCACAGGCAGAGGGAGAGGCCCCACCCACACCCAUUCCUAUAGUUGAGGAAAUGUCUCCAUUUAAACGUUUUUUCCUGACAGGAAAAAUACACAAGCAGGUCAAGCAACCCAUGAAACAACCCAAGGAGGAACCUAAGGAGGAACCUAAGGAGGAACCUAAGGAGGAACCUAAGGAGGAACCUAAGGAGGAAGUCAUGGAAGAAGUCAAGGAAGAACCCAAGACACAACCCAAGGAAGAAGUCAAUGAGGAACCCAAGGACGAAGUCAAGGAGGAAGUCAUCCCUACUGAAGAGACAGACACACCAGCACCAACCAUUCCGGAUGUUGAAGAAGAAAUUAUAUCCCCAAUUAAGAAGUUUUUCACUACGGGAAUCUUCGCAGGUUUAAAGAAAAAUAAAAAACAUUUAGGAGAGGAAACGCCCAAAGAUGAAACUGUUGAGAAAGAACACGAACCGCAAAGCAUUGACAAAAAGGAGUAUGUAAAUACACCAGAGGAAGCUGGUCUUGAGCAAGAACAAACAAAAGACGAGAUCAGUCCAGAUGUUGAGACAAUACCGGUCAUUGAGGGGAAACAAAAUGAGAAUGAAGUUCAAGAGACAGGAACAGAUUCCCUGAUGGCUGAGACAUCCAAUGUCCCUGAACUGAUGAUGAGUAAUGUCCCUAAAACUAGUGACAACAGAGAGGAUGUUCUUGAAGAGCAGCCAGCUGCUGAGGAAGUACAGACAAUUAUCUCAAAUAGAGCUGAACUUCUUAGCUUUCAAGAGGAAGCUAAAAGUCAAGUAAGUUCAGUCCAGGAUAUUCUUGAAGAGCAAUCUCCUUCUUUGGGAUUUGUAACAGUUUUAACAAAUGAAGCUGAAACAAAUGAAGACAAACUUAGCUCUCAAGAGAAAGCUACAAGCCAGGAAAGUCUUGAAGGACAGUUUAAUUCAUGGGGAUUCGUCACAGUCACAGAACAUGUUCCUGAAGAGGAGCCAGCACCUGAGGUAUUACUGACAGUUACCUCAAAUGAAGCUGAAACAAAUGAAGCCAAACAUCUUGACUCGCAAGAGAAAGCUAAAAGCCAAGGAAGUCCCAUCCAAGAAGAGCAGUCCCCUUCUUUGGGAUUCCACACAGUUAUCUCAAAUGAAGCUGAACUUCUUAGCUCACAAGAGAAAGCGAAAAACCAAGGAAGUCCACUCAGGAAGCUCUUAUAUGGGGCUGGUUUGAAGAAGCUUUCUAGGAAGCGGAGAGGCAAGAAAUCAGAUGAGUUGACCAGGUCUGGUGAGCAUGUUACUGAGGAUUUACUGUCAUCCACAGAGUCAGAGGAGUACCAGAGAGGAGAACAACAUCCUGCCUCUUCAACAGAAGAAUUAGCAGCAGAGCAGGUCAAAAUGUCUGCUCUGUUAGGGUCAAGCCACGAAUCAGAUAGUGAUGUAACCUCUGACGGUGAAAGGAAAAAGGAUGGCACCUGGACUUCUUUCAAAAAGCUAAUGACGCCCACAAGAUGUCCCAAAAGAUCUUCUGAGAGUGAGGAUGAGUUAGCACAUGAGGAGCCAAAACAAAGUGAAGGAGAGCAGGUACUAGAACGUUUCACAGAAGAGACCAAAAAGAAAGUAGAAAUAUCUGUUUCUUGGGAGGCCCUCCUAUGUGGAUCUGCAAAGAGGAGGGGAAGAAAAACAUCUGACUCAGAGGAGGAAGCACCCAUGAAUGAAGGUGAAACACUAAGUGAACCUGGAAACACUGCAGAGUCUCCACUGGACAGUUCUCAGGAGGGAGGCUAUGAACAUUUGACCUCUUCCCCUGAAGAGGCUGUAAGUCCCUUAGGGAGUGAAGGGGGAUCAACAUGGAAAUCCCUUAAAAAGCUGGUCACCUCAAAUAGGAAGGCAAGAACCGAGGAGGCCAGCAAAGUUAGCUCACCAGAGCAGGUGGCAUCUGACAGCGAAAUCACCAAAGAGGAGUCUUCAUUUUCUCUAAAGAAACUCAUCCCUGGACGCAAAAAGCAAAAGCAUGGAGGAAAGCAGGAACCAAUAUCUUCUGACGAGGCAGAUAAAGGUGUUGGAUCGGAUGAUGAGGAGGACUCUGAAACACCAGCAGUGGUCCCCAUGUCCGAGUUUGAUGCAGAAGACCUAGGAGAGAAACACAGAAUAUUAACUGAGGCUGUUAUAGAAACUCCAUUACACAUUACAGAAGAAAUAACCCAGCCAGAUGUCUCUAGGCUGGUCACCGAAUCGGCCAUACCCAAAGACACCCUGCCCACUGAAGCAGAGAAGGCUCAAGCCAAAGAUACUGUGGAGCAGUUGGCCCCAUCAACAUCCCCCACUGCUACAAAAGACUUUGAGGACCUUACGGAAUUCAUAAGUAAACAUCAGCAACUCAGUGAUAUACCCGAGGAAGGCGUAAUAGAGGAGACCAUUGCCACACAAGUAUCCACUGCUGAAGAAGCCACUCGAGACGAUACCAUAGCCGAGGACCUAAUCGAGUUGACAUCUGAAGCAGUCACUGCCCCAGAACCUCUCGAUGAUGAAUCAACAGAAAUGGUUUCAGCAGUGUCACAGCUGACAGAGGAGUCUCCCAAAACAUCAGGCAACACAACGCCUGUGCCUGCAGAAUACGAGUUGAAAGACACAGAGGUACUUCUGCAUGAGGCUGUUGAAACCAUUAACAGAACCCCAACUCUCUCAUCGGUAAUUACAAAAGACCCGCACUUGGAAGCAGUUACCGUUUCAGUUUCUCCACAAAUAUUACAGACACCAAAAGAGACAGAAGCAACAGUUUUGACAGCUCAUGAAAAAUCAGACGCAGUUACAAUCUGCACAGGUGAAGAGUCGCAACAAAUAGAAGCUGUCGAUGAAAGCCCAGUGACUCAUGUGGUGGAGUGUCCAUUAGAAGUCAGAAAGGUAGUACCCAUAGAGUUGGCACCUGAGGAAACUGAAGAGUCUGGUGCUGCAAGAAUCACUACAGAUGAGGUACACAAAGCUGAAGAUGAAUCAAUUCCAAUCAUGCAUGUAGAAAUUGAAAAGGACCAACAAAUAGAAUUGGUAAACGAGUUAGAAGAGGUAAGACCAGUACUUGUAGCCACUGUUAAUUCAGAAGAGGGUGUAGCUCAGGUUGAAGGAAAGGCCAUAGCAGAAGACACUCCACAGCCUGAUACAGAGCGCCUGGAAGUGUCGGUUACAGACAAACUUGUUUUCACACAGACUCUCACGGAGGUCACACUUAAAGAAGAAAAAGAGGAAUUCAUGAAUGUUUCGGAGGAUUCUGCAGACAUGGAAAAUGCACCAGUUGCAGAAACAAUCACAUGUGAUGUUCAAGAUGUCGCUACUGCAAUGGCCGACGUUCUGAAGUUAGAAUCAUCAAAUGUUUUGGAAUCUUUGAUUGGCAUAGUGGCACCUGAUGUAGAAUCCCCAGAGAAAAUGGAUUGUGUGGGUGCUCUAAGCCCACUUGUAGACUCUUCUAUGGUUCAGACACUAAAGAAAGGGGUCAUGGUUGUGAGGAAGAAUGUGCCAUCAGCACAGUUUGUUGAUGGUCUUGAGAUCCGAGUACAAGUGACUGAUGCAGAGAUAAAGUCAGCUGAAGAAACUAUUGAAACAGUGCUUGAAGUUAGCUCAACUGAUGUCAACGAUCACGAGACUCUAGUACAACAGGUGAGCACUGAGAUUGAAUCAGCUGAAGCAAAUGUUGAUGCAGUUUUUGAGGUAGUCUCAACUGAUGUCAAUCAUCACGAGACUCUAGUACAACAGGUGAACACCGAGAUUGAAUCAGCUGAAGCACAUGUUGAGACAACCCUUGAGUUGGGCUCAACUGAUGAUCACGAGAUCACAGUACAAGUGGCGGAAGCAGAGAUAAAGUCUGCUCAAGUAAUUAUUGAGAAUGUGCUUGAAGUUGGCUUAACUGAUGUCACUUAUCAUGAGAUCAAAGUACAAGAGAUGGAUGUAGUGAUUGAAUCAGCUGAAGCAAUUGUUGAUGCAGUUUUUGUGGUCUUAACUGAUGUCAAGGGUCAUGAGAUCCAAGUGCAAGUGACGGAUGCAAAUGCUGAGAUUGGGUCAGCUGAAGCGAUUCUGGAGACAGCACUUGAAGCAGUUUCUUCGAUCGAUGUUAUGGAAGUCAUAGACAUUUGUGACAAAAUGGAGGACAAAGGAGAGGGUGAGAAUGCCAAUGAGAAUAUUAGAGAGGCCAUGUUUGAAGAGGAAAGCAGUAUUAUAACUCAAGAAAUACUCCAACAUGUACAGCAGAACUUCUCAGAAGCUGACUCCAAUGUUGUACCACAAUCAAGUGAAAAGGCUGAAAUUGAAUUAACGAGUGAAGCCAAAGUUUCUAAAUCACCAGAGGGUAUACCAGUGGUUACAGAUGCUCAAGGAUGUACAGGUGUAGCUGCACAGGUGCAAAAUAAAAUUAACUUAUUUGAAAACUACGUAGAACUUAAUACUCAGGGAAAUGCGCACAAACCUUCAGACAAAGAAACUGAGCCCUCAAUUUCUCUCAAAGUUGAUACAGUAUGUGAGGAUAGAACAACUCCCGAGACAUUUGCAGAGUCUACAUUCGAGGUUGACAAAGUACCAGAUGACAUAGUUCCCAAUACAUUUGUAGAGUCGUGUUUGCAGUCAAAUAUGCAAGAAGUUUAUGCAACGGAGGCUGAAUUUAUUAUUGCAUCCGAAGUAGAUUCAGACUCUACCAGUGGGCAUGAGAAAGAACUGGUUGGAAUGGUAGUACAAUCAGCAAAGGAAUCAGUUGAAUCAUUUGAAAAGAGAUUAUCUAUUGAAUCCCAUGUCCAUAUCCAUCUUCACAUUGAACCCAGAGACGCUGGAGUGGUGUCUGCGGGAUUGGAUUCACCACCACUUGCUAUUUGGCCACCUCCAAGUACUAGUGCAGUGAACACUGAUAGCUGUCUGAAAGAAUCAAUAGAAAUUGCAAGUACUACUGCAACAAGUGCUGUGAAUACAGACUGUGUUCCAACAGAAUCAAUGGAAAGUACUCAACUUUGUGAAGUCAGUCAAAUUGAGCAAACAGAUGACACUGCACCUCCAGUGCCACUGCAUACCCCUCCAGUGCCACUGCAUACAACUCCAGCAUCACUGCAUACGACUCCAGCACCACUGCAUAUCCCUCCAGCACCACUGCUUGCGACUCCAGCACCACUGCAUACCCGAACUGAACGAGUGGUGUGCACCCCAAACCCUGAAGCAGAACCGGUAAUGAUGAAUGCAGAAGAGUCUAUCCUACACACAGAGGACGAGAAUGACCAAGAAGUGUGGCUGGAUGCUGAGGAAGAUUUUGGCACAGUAAAAUCCCAUGUCUUAGAAGUUCUGAGCAACAAAAUAGGUGGAGGAGUAGAGGAGAUGCUGCAGGUCAGUGAAGAGGUCUUUGAUAUUGCACUUGAGCCUCAAAGCUUUCAACCUAUAUAUGAAAACAAAUAAGACUUCAGCCAUUCCAACAAACGGAUGUAUUAUGAAUAGCUAAAAGAGUGUUGGACUACCAAGGAACCCCUGAAAGAGAAGGUAGAAGUCCAUACGCGAAUGAUGACCCACCACAACGGAGGUAAAGCUGCAUCCAUCCUGACUUCCAUUACCAAGCACACUUUUGCAGCUAGAGACCUUCUUCAGCUCUUUGAAUACAUUCACUUUAGUUGCAAUGCUAUUAUAUCGGUAUGUCUUUUAAGUACUUGUACCUCUUUGAAUACAAUUCUUGUUCCUUUUUAUGUCACAUUAUCGGAAGUUGGAGGUACGAUAAUGUAUACUAUAUAUUAUUUAUGUUUGAAUUAAGACAGAUUGUCCUUCCCUUUGCAUCAGAUAAGUUUAUUUUACACAGAGUAUCUGAGUUUAAUUUUCUUUACUCAAAUUGUAAUUUGUGGAUUGAACAGUAGUCUAACAUUUAUUUGUAUCAACAUAUAAUACCCUCACAUUACAUUCAACACAGGACAUAUUUACCCACUGCUCACCAAAAGAAUGCAAAGACAAACUGUGAUUAGAUAUACAGGUAUGUAGAUUUGUUCGGGAUCUUUCUGUGUUUUAUCAGUCUUCUGUCAGACAAUAAAUGUUUGCUCAAAUCAGCACAUGCCGGUAAUAACAUUUGCUCAGAGAUGUGUAGUGACUAGAAUUUUUAUCACAUUGCAUUUGCAUGAAUGAGAUCAUUCCUCUAAAUAUUGCCAUUGAUCUUCAUCAUCUUAUGGAAUUAUAUAGUUGAAUUACUAUAUGCAAAGUUAGCAAACUAUGCACUGUAAUGGUUAUUUGACACAGACCAAAAUACUGAUACAAAAUGCAUAUUUUAGUUGCAUCUGAAAGACAAAACUAUAUUUGUGUAUUAAUUUCUUUGCCUGUGAACAUAUAUGUAAAGCUAUUUUGUUAACAAGUCACAUAUACUGGCUUUGUUUGUCUAUAACUACAAAUAUAUUUGGUAAGUUUAAUUUCAGAUUUUAAAACUAUUGCAGAACAUAGCCUUAUUGAAUGCUUAUGCAAUGUAAUGAUGGCAGCUUGUUUUUACCCUUGCAAUAGUUUCAAUGUGUGUGUAUUGUUUUUCUUUUGACUUCUUGUAACAAAUUAUGUAAACCUGAUAACCUUUGUAGAAAUUAUAUAUUCCAGUUAAUGUAAUAUUAACUAAUAUCUAAAUGCAAAACAUAAGAGUUGCAUGAACAUUUUUAUAUUUCAAAGCUGUUAAUGAAAUAAAAUGCUAAUCUUUUUA
Oncorhynchus masou masou (cherry salmon) is the source of this 7741-nucleotide messenger RNA. Its product is annotated as A-kinase anchor protein 12-like. Lineage: Eukaryota; Metazoa; Chordata; Actinopteri; Salmoniformes; Salmonidae. The record is from RefSeq and is a predicted model, not a curated record. The transcript is spliced from 4 exons. Gene Ontology annotation, cellular component: cytoplasm. Gene Ontology annotation, biological process: regulation of protein kinase C signaling; signal transduction. Bases 253 to 6480 code for a protein of 2075 amino acids. Gene Ontology annotation, molecular function: protein kinase A binding; calmodulin binding.